GCGGAGGGAGAGAUGACGUCAGAGUGAGUGUUGCGUCGACGCUGGCGGCUGGGUAUGGCGUCGAGUCCGGUCUAACCGGUGAUGUUACAGUAGUAAACUAGACACGGUGUGAAGCAUCGCGUCACAGUUCAGAGGGAUGCUGUUGCUCCUUCGACAUCAUGCUCGAGAUGCGUCCAAUCGCCGCUAGGGGCGCCGUCAUGGUCACAGCGACGCUUGUGAUGCUGUUUCUCCUGCCGAUGACCGGAGCCACGGCCGACAAGAUUCCACUUGGCGCCAUAUUUGAGCAGGGUACCGACGAGGUGCAGUCAGCCUUCAAGUUCGCCAUGUUGAAUCACAAUCAAAAUAUCACAGCUCGUCGCUUUGAACUCCAUUCGUAUGUGGACGUCAUCAACACUGCAGAUGCGUACAAGCUGUCCCAUCUGAUUCAGCAAGUUCAUCCAAUCUUUUAA
Molecule: messenger RNA, 449 nt
Organism: Zootermopsis nevadensis
Lineage: Eukaryota; Metazoa; Arthropoda; Insecta; Blattodea; Termopsidae
Source: RefSeq, a predicted model, not a curated record